ACUCAAAGCUGUUCUCUCCUAAAACCCUGUGUUGCCAGCAUUUCAACAGUUCCACCAAUCCUCAGACGGGUUUUUAUACUGUGUGUAUUUAAUGAGAAUAGGAAGAUUUUGGAGGAUUUGGUGCUAGCUGCCUAAGAAGGUGAUUUUGCGAAUGUUGAUAGAGAAUUUGAUUUGGAGAAUAUUGUAGAAGCUGCAAGGAUUGCUGGCAAGAGUUUUAAUGCUUACUUUGUAUAAGGCCUGAUGUCGACGCUCAGGAGCUGGCCUUGUUGUACAUGAUGUGGGAGCUUACUGCAUGAGCAUGUCAUCAACUUACAAUCUCAAGAUUCGUCCCCCUGGGGACUGGGUUGAGAAAGAUGGGAAAGUGACCCAAGAUCCUGCAUGGGGAGACAUUUGAAGACUCUAUGCGGUUCUUUGAAGUUCUGUGAGUUUCUCAACGGUUAAGAAAGCUUAUCCAUCUGAAUAUUUAUAUUUGUUGUUGAUUGGAAGACAAAACCCAUCUGAAUUUUUGAAAGGCAAGUUUUCAAUAAAUUUUAUGAUAUUCA
Messenger RNA from Rubroshorea leprosula, 542 nucleotides. The record is from the annotation of a GenBank genome assembly. Lineage: Eukaryota; Viridiplantae; Streptophyta; Magnoliopsida; Malvales; Dipterocarpaceae.